Phyllostomus hastatus (greater spear-nosed bat) is the source of this 2739-nucleotide messenger RNA. RefSeq names its product transmembrane ascorbate-dependent reductase CYB561. The transcript is spliced from 6 exons. The coding region runs from base 156 to 908 and encodes 250 amino acids. NCBI's taxonomy places the organism in Eukaryota, Metazoa, Chordata, Mammalia, Chiroptera, Phyllostomidae. Gene Ontology annotation, molecular function: oxidoreductase activity. The record is from RefSeq and is a predicted model, not a curated record. Gene Ontology annotation, cellular component: lysosomal membrane.
UCGCCAUGACGACGCCGUGACAGCGAGGGCGCGCGACUCGCAGAACCGGCUGAGCAGCCGGGGCGCGGCGCACGGAGCUCGCGGGCCGGUGGGCGGCGCAGCGCGGAGGGGACGAGCUCCGGGCCCGGCGCCAGGCCAGCUGCCACCGCCUCAGCAUGGAGAGUCCUGCUAGCCCCAGCACUGGAGCGCUGCCCUACUAUGUGGCUUUCUCCCAGCUGCUGGGCCUGACUGUGGUGGCUGUGACUGGCGCUUGGCUCGGCCUGUACCGAGGUGGCAUUGCCUGGCAGAGUGCCCUGCAGUUCAAUGUGCACCCCCUGUGCAUGGUCAUAGGCCUGGUCUUCCUGCAAGGAGACGCCCUGCUGGUCUACCGCGUCUUCAGGAAGGAGGCCAAACGCACCACCAAAGUCCUGCACGGGCUGCUGCAUGUCUUUGCUCUCAUCACCGCCCUGGUGGGCCUGGUGGCGGUGUUCGAUUACCACAGGAAAAAGGGCUACGCGGACCUGUACAGCUUGCACAGCUGGUGUGGCAUCCUCGUCUUCAUUCUCUACUUUGCGCAGUGGCUGGUGGGCUUUAGCUUCUUCCUGUUCCCGGGAGCGUCGUUCUCUCUGAGGAGCCGAUAUCGCCCCCAGCACACCUUCUUCGGUGCCUCCAUCUUCGUUCUCUGUGUGGGCACAGCCCUGCUGGGCCUGAAGGAGGCGCUGCUGUUUCAACUCGGGGCCAAGUACAGCACGUUUGAGCCUGAGGGCGUCCUGGCCAACGUGCUGGGCCUGCUGCUGAUCAGCUUUGGCGUGGUCGUGCUCUACAUCUUGACUCGCUCCGACUGGAAGCGCCCCCACCAGGCUGAAGAACAGGCGCUCUCCAUGGACUUCAAGACACUGACGGAGGGCGACAGCCCCAGCUCCCAGUGACAGGCUGCGCUGGGCCCGCGGGAAGGGAGGGCCCAGCUGUGGGGGCCUCCUCGGGCCGGGGUCGAUAGGCGUCUGUCGCACAGCCUCUGGGGCUGCUGGUGGAUUCCCGGCUCCGGGGUGCUGGCCGGAGUGGGGGAGGGGGCAGGACGGAGGUGGGGGGGUGUUGCGUAGCAAGCCACUCUGAGCAGUGAUUUCUGGGCUGUAGGGCUUGACCACCUCUGCUUCCUCCUCCUCGCUGCUGCUUUAGUGUCCUGUUAGUCACGUGUAGGCCCCUGCCUGUGUUGUCCCUGUCACUUCCUCAAAUGGAGCAGCUUUGCACAGGUGUUUGGGUGGUCAGUUCUGGUCACAGAAACUCUGACCCCUAAAGGAGACAGAGAGCGCUCCCGCCCCCCCACCAUGGAGGCAGCUGGUGCUGGGCCGAGUCCAAGGGCUGCGGGAGAAACCUGGAGCCCCAGUAACAGGCCUGGCAAAGUCAAGACUUGCUUUGUGUGACUAAAUUCAAACCAGGAGUCUCACGAGCCUGGGCCACACGUGGUCCGAAUGGGCCGGGUCUCUGGCCGUGGAGCAAGUGAUGUUAUGUGUAAACUAUGUUGGUGUUCAGAGCCAGGUCCCCCCCGCAGAGGGGAGGGACUGGCCCCUGGGAGGCUCUGGAGAUGUGGCUUUGGCCCAGCUGUGCUCUUGAGCCUUCCCUUCCUUUAACUCUUUGGCCCCCAGACGGCUUUGCUGGGAGAGGGAGGAGGUGGCUGUCUGUGUGUAGGCCAGUGUGGGUGGUGGCUUACUUUGCGGCUGGGCCUGUGGUUCCCAUUGUCCCCACCCUCACGAGCCAGGGCAGACACUACUCUGAUCAGAGGCUGACGACACAAACCUUUUUUAAAAUGAAAAGCUGCUCCACUUGCCCCCUCACUCUUUCGAUGGGGAAGGUGAAGGCAGGGUGGGCUGCCUUGUUCUGUUCAGGAGGCCAGCCUCACCUGCCCGCCCUGACACGGCCCUUCUCUGCGGGAUGUUGGGACUGAGUCCAAAUCACAUUGAUCCCCCAACCCCACACGUGGGUUGUGUUGUCGGCUGAGUCACUGCUUGGCUUCAGCUUAGAAAUAACGUGGUCAUGGCAUUGACCUUGUGUGUCUUGGACUUGGAAAAUGCUCUCUCCUUGUUUUCCUUGCUUUGUGGGCUUUGGGGAACAUGACAUAUUCAAGACAUACGGUUUACGUAAAUGAAGAAAUUAGUAACAUUUCCAAAUCUGACCAUCCCUUUUUUUAACAGUUGCCUUUUUCACAGCUACACGCUGCCUUAGAGAAAGGGGCUAGUCUCUGCCGCUCGGAUCUGUAAUGCUCAGCAUUGGCCCUGGGGCCUGCCUCAGGCCCUUGUGCUUCUCAGCAGGUGGCUGUGGUCCAGCGCCCUCCUCCUCGGGGCACUGGGCUGCCCAGGCUCCUACCCAGCCUCUCCGGGCUCCCCUGCGUCUUGCCUGAUGAGGGUGUUGGCUCGGUUAGACUGCACUCGGCAGGAGUGUCAUUGAUUCUUUCGUCACCUGGUACACACUUGUGCAAUCCAAUGUUUACAUGUGAGAAAACUCCACCUUACACAAACUACCAAAGUACAAUUGUGGGUCCCCUUUGCCAGAAUGCCACAUAGAGAAAUGAAACCUCAGGUUUGCAAUAAAAGUCUGUCAACUGAUCUGUUUGCCAAAGUGGAUGUUGGAUGACUAAGCAGCAAAAAAAGCCUCAGAAAGCUGAUCCGUGGUGGUUUAUUUUAUUUUGCCUGUGACCAGUCUUUUCUGAAAUACAAUGUAGUGUUGAUGCAACAGAUGAUUUAAUAAAUGCCUACAGCAGAUGUC